AUGGAGGCGGCGGACGCGGCGCGGGUCGAAGCGGAGGCGCGCGCGCGGCGAGCGGCGGCGGCGAGCGAGGCGAGCGAGGCGAAGACGGCGAAGAACAGGGCGAAGCGAGCGAAGGCGAAGGCGAAGCGAGCGGCGAAACGGCGACGGGGGGGAGGGGGGGCGACGAUCGGGGAGGCGAAGGCGGACGAGGAGGAGGAGGAGGAGGAGGCGGAGGCGACGGCGACGGCGCUCGAUUGA
This is a messenger RNA of Ostreococcus lucimarinus CCE9901, 237 nucleotides long. RefSeq lists its product with no specific name. The transcript has a single exon. The record is from RefSeq and is a predicted model, not a curated record. NCBI's taxonomy places the organism in Eukaryota, Viridiplantae, Chlorophyta, Mamiellophyceae, Mamiellales, Bathycoccaceae. Gene Ontology annotation, molecular function: double-stranded RNA binding. The coding region runs from base 1 to 237 and encodes 78 amino acids.